Messenger RNA from Lactuca sativa (garden lettuce), 1364 nucleotides. RefSeq names its product Putative AT-hook DNA-binding family protein. NCBI's taxonomy places the organism in Eukaryota, Viridiplantae, Streptophyta, Magnoliopsida, Asterales, Asteraceae. Gene Ontology annotation, cellular component: nucleus. Gene Ontology annotation, molecular function: DNA-binding transcription factor activity; minor groove of adenine-thymine-rich DNA binding. The record is from RefSeq and is a predicted model, not a curated record.
CAUUGUGGGCCCACUUUACCUUUCAACCAGCGGCGCAAUCUUUACUUGAAUUCCAAGCUCACCCACCGCCACCCCCCUCUUCCACCAUAUCUUUCUCUCACGCAUUAAUCACACACACAAACCACGACUUUUCUUCAUUUAUAAAGAUUUAAAAUUCGAAAAAUUAGAUUUACUUCAAAGGAAUGAAAGGAGAAUAUCGAGAAGAUAAAGGUUCUCGACCUUCUUCUACUACCAUGUUCUCAAAAUUCCAGCAUCACCACCACCAAGCACAGCAACAAACACCGCCGCCGCAGCAUUUUGCCAUCUCCAGCCACCAGUUUCAGCUCAGUAACACAUCAGAAGAAGCUGAUAGCCGCAGCCGUAGUCCCAACGAUGCGAUCACACCCAUCCAAACCAAGAAAGAUGUCAGCACCACCGUCAACGACGGAGCAUCUAUCGAAGUGGCCAGACGACCCAGAGGCCGUCCACCCGGAUCUAAAAACAAACCCAAACCACCAAUCGUAAUUACUCGAGAACCUGAACCAUCUAUGUCUCCAUAUGUACUGGAACUCCCCGGAGGAAUCGAUAUCGUCGACGCCGUGGCUCGAUACUGCCGGAAACGGAAUAUGGGGCUCUGUGUCUUAACCGGCUCAGGGACUGUUGCUAACGUUUCCCUCCGACAACCCUCCACCACCCCUGGAGCCACCGUUACAUUCCACGGCCGGUUCGAUAUUCUUUCAAUCUCUGCCACUGUUCUCCCGUCCUUAACUCCAUCAACCGCCGCGGCACCCUUUGCAAACGGUUUCACCAUAUCAUUAGCAGGUCCGCAGGGGCAGAUAGUUGGUGGAGCAGUCUCCGGCCCACUCAUGUCCGCCGGAACAGUCUUCAUUAUUGCGGCGUCUUUCAACAACCCUCUCUACCAUCGAUUACCUUCAGAAGAAGAUGACAACCUUAGAAAUUCCGGCGGUGGGACAGGGUCAGCUGCAGCAAGUGAUCAGUCUCCACCAGCAGGUUCAGCUGGCGGAGAUAGCGGUGGGCAUCAUGGACCGCCAUCAACGGCGGCAGACUCUAUGACGAUGUAUAGCUGCCACCUGCCUGCUGAUGUUAUCUGGGCACCUACAGCACGGCAAGCUCCACAACACCCACCGCCAUAUUGAAAAAGAAAAUAGUUUUAAGUGAUCUUCCACGAAAACUGGUUUAGGGAGCUUCAUCAUCAGCACUUCUUUCUUUCUUUUUUUCAAAUUUAUUAGGGUUUUGAGUAACUCAUGAUCUUUAUUGUUCAGUCAAAUCAUCUCAACUUGUCAUUAUCGUCAUGUAGUCAAUUAACCAAGAACAAAGUGUGCUCCAUUUACAUAUCUUUCAAUCUUUCAUUGAGUUUUUGAUCA